This is a messenger RNA of Dovyalis caffra, 762 nucleotides long. Lineage: Eukaryota; Viridiplantae; Streptophyta; Magnoliopsida; Malpighiales; Salicaceae. The record is from the annotation of a GenBank genome assembly.
AUGGACUGGUUCUCCUGGUUGUCAAGAAGCAGCCUUGCGCCCUCACUAAUCUAUGAGUAUGGUCUUGCCUUUGCCCGUAAUGAGCUCCAAGCAGAGGACUUGACCUACUUCAACCAUGAGUUUCUUCAAAGUAUGGGGAUUUCAGUAGCCAAGCAUAGGCUAGAAAUACUCAAGCUUGCCAGGAAGGAUGUUGGGGCAGGUCCAAAUAGCCUUUCUAAGUUCAUUUUGGCAAUCAACAAGACCAGAAAGAGCAUAAAGAAGUGUAUUAAUAAGUUUGUGUUUCAUGGGGAUUCUGCAGCGUUUAAGGCUGAGCUAGAGCCAGAGUUGGCUAGAUGUCAAGGGCAGUGGACAGGAGGAGCAUUGACAAGGAAGUACAUGAGUGAGAAGGAGAUGAUCAAAGUAGAGCAGCCUCCAAUACUCAAAAUCAAGAGACAAGCAAAAUCUGGGCCUUUGGAUACUAGGAUGCAAGAGAAUUUGAUGCAGGCCAAUAGAUGCUUGAAGCUGUCUGGGCCUCUGGAUGGGAAGCUGCAGGAGAGAUUGGUGGUUGCUUAUAGAAGCCCAAAAUUAUGUGGGACUCCAGAGGGAAGGAUGCCACAAAGGUUGAUGGUCACUAAUAGGAGCCCACAACUACCUAGGCCCUUGGAUGCAAGAUCCACAAGCCCAAAAGUUCAUUGUGAUUACAGCAAGGAAAGAGGAAUGAAUGGUGAUUUUGAUGAUCAUUCACUUUGGUCUGCACUUUUUCAGGACAUGAAACCCACUUGA